Molecule: messenger RNA, 2127 nt
Organism: Pipistrellus nathusii (Nathusius's pipistrelle)
Lineage: Eukaryota; Metazoa; Chordata; Mammalia; Chiroptera; Vespertilionidae
Source: the annotation of a GenBank genome assembly
AUGCAGCUCCCGGCAAGUGAAUUAUACUUCAGUGUACUACCGGUUGUACACUACGGAUGGGAACUAUCAAAGUCUAUAAUGUCAAAAACUUUUCUUAGACGAAAAGUAUCUUCCACAAAGGUAACAGAUUGGGUAGAUCCAUCAUUUGAUGAUUUUUCAGAGAAUAGAAGCAUCUCUAAUACUGCCAUAUCAGUAAAUGUGAAUAACUCAAGUCAUAGAAGAAAAAACGUGCCUUCCACAUUAGAAAGCAGCAAAUUUCCAACUAGAAAAAGAGGAACACGGUCUUCCUCAGAACAGAUAUAUGGCCUAGAAAAUUCAAAAGAAAGUCUGUCUGAAAAUGAACCAUGGGUGGAUAAAUACAAACCAGAAACUCAGCAUGAACUUGCUGUGCACAAAAAGAAAAUUGAAGAAGUUGAAACAUGGUUAAAAGCUGAAGUCUUAGAAAGGCAAUCAAAACAGGGUGGAUCUAUUUUAUUAAUAACAGGGCCUCCUGGAUGUGGAAAAACAACAACUAUAAAAAUACUGUCAAAGGAGCUUGGUAUCGAAGUACAAGAGUGGAUUAAUCCAGUUUUAUCAGAUUUCCAAAAAGAUGACUUCAAGGAGAUAUUUAAUUAUGAAUCAAGCUUCCAUAUACUUCCCUACCAGUCUCAGAUAACAGUUUUUAAAGAGUUUCUACUAAGAGCAACAAAAUAUAACAAACUACAAAUGCUUGGAGAUGAUCUAAGAACUGAUAAGAAGAUAAUUCUGGUUGAAGAUUUGCCUAACCAGUUUUAUCGAGAUUCUCAUACUCUACAUGAAGUUCUAAGGAAAUAUGUACAGAUUGGUCGAUGUCCUCUAAUAUUUAUAAUCUCUGACAGUCUCAGUGGAGAUAAUAAUCAAAGGUUACUGUUUCCCAAAGAAAUUCAAGAAGAGUGUGCUAUCUCAAACAUUAGUUUCAACCCUGUGGCACCAACAAUUAUGAUGAAAUUUCUUAACCGAAUAGUGACAAUAGAAGCUAAGAAGAAUGGAGGAAAUAGUACCAUCCCUGAUAAAACUUCUCUAGAGUUGCUCUGUCAAGGAUGCUCUGGUGACAUCAGAAGUGCAAUAAACAGCCUCCAGUUUUCUUCUUCAAAAGGAAGGAACAAUUUAUGCCCAAGGAAAAAAGGAAUGUCUUCAUUAAAAUCAGAUGCUAUGAUGUCAAAAUCAAGACGAAGAAAAAAAUCUGAUAAGGUUUUUGAAAAUCAAGAGGUCCAAGCUAUUGGUGGAAAAGAUGUUUCUCUCUUUCUCUUCAGAGCUCUGGGGAAAAUACUAUAUUGCAAAAGAGCAUCUGUAACAGAAAUAGACUCUCCUCGAUUGCCCUCCCAUUUAUCAGAGUAUGAACGGGAUACAUUACUUGUUCAUCCUGAGGAAGUAGUAGAAAUGUCACACAUGCCAGGAGAUUUAUUUAAUUUAUAUCUUCACCAAAACUACGUAGAUUUCUUCAUGGAAGUAGAUGAUCUUGUGAGAGCCAGUGAAUUUCUGAGUUUUGCAGAUAUCAUCAGUGGUGACUGGAAUACACGCUCUUUACUCAGGGAAUAUAGUACGUCAAUAGCUACAAGAGGUGUGAUGCAUUCCAACAAGGCCCGAGGAUUUGCUCAUUGCCAAGGAGGAGGAUCAAGUUUUCGGCCAUUGCACAAACCCCAAUGGUUUUUAAUAAAUAAAAAGUAUCGGGAAAAUUGCCUGGCAGCAAAAGCACUUUUUUCUGACUUCUGCUUACCAGCUUUAUGCCUCCAAACUCAGCUGUUACCAUAUCUCGCUUUGCUAACCAUUCCAAUGAGAAAUCAAGCUCAGAUUUCUUUUAUCCAAGAUAUUGGAAGGCUUCCUCUGAAUCGACACUUUGGAAGAUUAAAAAUGGAAGCCCUGACGGACAGGGAGCAUGGACUGAUAGACCCAGAAAGUGGAGAUGAAGCCCCGUUUAUCGGAGGACAGCCUUCAGAGGAAGCAGUGGGAGAAUCUGCUCAAACCCAGGAACCUGAAACCUGCUCUCUGCCUUUGAGUCAGAGUAGUGGGAAUGAACUGCCUGCCAGCCAGCCUCAGCCCUUUUCAACCCAGGAAGACAUGGAAGAAGAAGACAUGAGAAUAGAAGACUAUGAGAGCGAUGGAACAUAG